This is a messenger RNA of Phodopus roborovskii (desert hamster), 1426 nucleotides long. RefSeq names its product CEA cell adhesion molecule 18 (gene Ceacam18). The record is from RefSeq and is a predicted model, not a curated record. Lineage: Eukaryota; Metazoa; Chordata; Mammalia; Rodentia; Cricetidae.
AUGGACUUUUCCAGGCCCAGCUGCAGCCCCUGGAGGUGGUUUACCCUUAUAGCCAGUUUGCUGGCGUGGGGGAUUUGCCCAGACUCACUCACAGGAGUGGAGAGUUACCGGACCGUUCUGACCCUAGAAAAUGUCCCAGAAGAUGUCCUGGAGUACAGCUAGUACCAGGGCAUGGACAACAGUACAGGAAACAUGAUUUUCAGCUAUAAACCUCUAAACCGACACCCUGGACCACUGUACACUGGUCAUGAGACUAUGGCCCAUUCAGGUUGCCUGGUGAUCAGGAGGCCAGUGUUAAAUGGCACAGGUUACUAUACUGUUGAGAUGGACACUGGCAACAUGACCCAAAGAGUGUCUGGCUGGCUAAGAGUCUAAGAGAGACGGCAGGCAUUCUGGGCAUCUCAACAACCCAGUGUCCUGGUGGAAGGCAUGGAGUCUGUGGUUGCCAAAUGUCUUGCCAACUCCUCCAACAUCAAGUGGUAUGUGAAUUCUGUACCAACUUCAGUCAAUAACCGCAUGACGGUCUCCCCAGAUGGCAAGACUCUGGUCGUCCACAGGGUCAGUAGCUAUGGCUGAAAUCUUCAGUGUACCAUAGGAGAUCCAAGAAAUACUUCAGAGAAAAGUAUAGUUGUGGUCUCCUGCCCUGUCUCUACACAUGGGCCAGACUAUGUAUCACUGUGGACCCGGCCUGAUGUCUUCCAUGGUGUGCUAACUGCUGUUCCUGGCUCCAGUAUGCAGCAGCUGGAAUGUACCUGUUUCUCCAGGCCAGAACCCAAGUACCACUGGAUCCAUAAUGGCUCUCUCCUAAGUGUCUCAGAGGAUAGCAUGACCCUCCCCAGUCUGUCCCGGUAGCAAGUGAGCAGUUACCGAUGCACUGUGGAGAACCCGGAGACCCAGCUGGCCUCCUGCAGAGAGGCUACCAUCCAGCCACCUUGGCCACUGCCUGAUGUCCACAGAGAGUUCUACAUCUCAGGAUCUUUGGUAAUAUUUCUCAUCACAUUGGCUUCCCUGGGAAGUGCCUACAUCCAUGGAACCCUGGUCUACACCCUGAUCAUAUUCCGUUACAUCAGGUGAGUUUCUCAGUCGGAUGACAGACUGUGUGGAGCAGAAAGAAGAUUUGCUUCAGGUUGCAGCCCUGACUCCCUCAGUGAUGACUGUCAUCUGCGACUGUCACCUGAGACAAACCCUCUCCUCCCUACGUUGUUUUGGACUGGAUGUUACAUCACAGCAAUAGAAGUGAUACUUGGAAGGAGAGACCGGGCAUAAGAGUUCAUGGCAGACCUAGAAGACAUCGCAGCCAGACAAGGAGGUGAAGGAGAGACAAGGGAGAACGAGUCUUCCAUGGGUACCAGCUGAACUGGACCAGCACAGGGUAACUCUGGAGGAAUAUUCUGGGGAGGGAAUCAUCUGAGUCUCAGUAAGACGA